CAGUUGAUUUGACUGUCAACUGACAACGCUCUAUUUAUGUGCUUCCAGAACAAAGCACAGUUGGUGGUGAUUGCUCAUGAUGUGGAUCCAAUAGAGUUGGUCGUUUGGCUGCCAGCUUUAUGUAGAAAGAUGGAAAUCCCAUACUGCAUUGUCAAGGGAAAAGCAUGUUUAGGAUCGGUAAGGAACAUCAUAUGUGCACUGAUAUAUGCUUUCCUAAUAUAUUACUUUAAAUCGGUGAUUGAACAUUGCUUUCAGGUCGUGCAUAAGAAAACUGCUUCAGCUUUAUGCUUAACAACUGUGAAAAAUGAAGAUAAAAUGAAGUUCAGCAGAAUUUUGGAGGCAAUCAAGGAGGAGAACAGAAAGAAAUGGGGUGGUAGUAUUAUGGGAUCCAGAUCACAAGCCAGAACCAAGGUGAAAGAAAGAGUUCUCGCCAAGGAAGCAACACAAAGAUUGAACUAAAGCUUCUAUUUAUUUGUAUGCUGCUGCUGGACUAAACCUACCAAUUUUGUGUUUUUCUUGGUUUGCAUGCCGGAUCAAUGUUAGAGAUCUCACGUGGGAUUAGACUUACAGAUUAUGUUUUAUGUAAAAGACUUUACUAUUGUGUCAGUUUUUGUAAUAGAUGUUUUGGUUGAGUUGGUUAUGUAUGACGAUAAAAUGAGAAGGGCUAUUGCAUUCCCUAUGUUGUGGUGCUUCAACUAAAUACAUUUUAACUCUUGCAUACUAUAAUCCUUGAUCUUUACUAUAA
This is a messenger RNA of Lycium ferocissimum, 745 nucleotides long. Its product is annotated as large ribosomal subunit protein eL8y-like. The transcript is spliced from 2 exons. Lineage: Eukaryota; Viridiplantae; Streptophyta; Magnoliopsida; Solanales; Solanaceae. Gene Ontology annotation, cellular component: ribonucleoprotein complex. The coding region runs from base 37 to 459 and encodes 140 amino acids. Gene Ontology annotation, biological process: ribosome biogenesis. The record is from RefSeq and is a predicted model, not a curated record.